Helobdella robusta is the source of this 387-nucleotide messenger RNA. RefSeq lists its product as hypothetical. The record is from RefSeq and is a predicted model, not a curated record. Lineage: Eukaryota; Metazoa; Annelida; Clitellata; Rhynchobdellida; Glossiphoniidae. The coding region runs from base 1 to 387 and encodes 128 amino acids. The transcript has 2 exons.
AUGGACUCAGCAAAAAAUAUGGCCUAUAGACAGCUCAGCUCUGUCGUCAACCCAUCCAUCUCUACAAAUUUCGAACCGCCAACGAUAAUCAACGGCAGUCAGUUCAACAGGACGACUCUUAGCGAUAAUUUUCAGAAGCAAGAACAAUUCUUCGAAAGAAUUGCUACACUGUCGACUUCUGAGCAGAAAUCUUAUGGGUACAGUGUGAGUGACUUGAUAAACUACUGCACAUACAUGGGGGAACGGUGUGAUUUAUCCAAGGCUUUCAAUAGUCCAUUCUUCGGAACGAUCGAUAUUGAUAUGAACGAGAGAUUUGUACUAAUACCUCGUUCUUUUGUGCUAAUCGAUGAACUUUUCGUUCAUGUCUUGUCUCAGUUGUUGAAAUAA